GUUUUGUCUUUGUCAUUGAGUAAUGUCAAUGGUGGUCCAUGUCUAUUUUUAGGUUAUAGUAAUAAUGUGAAUUUUCGUUUAAAACUACUUAAAAUUAAACAAAAUGGAAUUCAUACAUCAACUGAAAAUAGUUUUGAUUACUAUUAUUGCUGUUUUGUGUUCAAUAUUAUUGUUCAAUUUAAUCCGUAAACUACGGUCUGUCCUUCCAUGGCGAGUCAACUGCUGGUUUUGUAAUCAUAACCAAUGGGUAAAAUACCCUGAAACUAACUGUUGGACUUGUCCAAAAUGUGAGCAGUACAAUGGGUUCACUAAGGAUGGGGACUACAACAAGCAACUGUUUAAUCACAAUGACCAUAAUUCCAAAAUACCUAAAGUAUUCAGGAAAAGUCCCCCAAAGAAUGGAUUGUGUAAGAUGUGUAACAUCAACCAACAGCUGAAAGUGGCACAACUUGCUAACUUUGUUCCUAUGAAUGAGAGGAACUAUGACAAUGAAAUUGACUCAUACAGAUUACAGCUAGAAAAAGCAUACAAAUUAUGCAGUCCAUGUAAGAAAGUAGUACAAAUGAAAUUGUAUAAAGAGAAAGAAUCUCUGCUUGGAUCCAAAUUACUGCAUUCUAGAACUCCUGAAAAAAAAUGUCACAUAAAAUCUAAAGAAAAUGAAAUGCUCACAAACACAAUAUCAAAAAUUACUUUGACAAUAGUUGCAGUUCUUAUUGCACUUGUAUCUAUAGAAUGCUGUAGAAAACUUAUCAGUGAAUAUAACUUAACUAAAACACUAGUUAACUACAAAGAAAUUGUAUAUGGACUUAUAGAGAGAUUAGUCUCUAUCGUGAAAGUGAAGUCUUUAGUGACAUUCCCAUCUUUAAGUAAUUUACAUCAUGUAACCAGUUAUUUAAAUAUUGACAUUAUCCCAAAUUACUUUUAUGACUAUUUUAACUUAAAAUCUUUUGACCAAAUGAAUGAAAUGCUCCAAGAAAUUUUUGGUGGUAUUUGUUGCUUGAUACAGAUACUGGGACAUGUCCUUAAUGUAAACAGGCAGAAGUAUGCCUUCAUCAAUGAUAUUUUAUUGACUGCAUUUAUGACUGUAUGUAUGGCACAGUAUUCUGUGCCUACUUCUCCCAUUGUCUUAUGUUUCGUGAAGUUACUUUGUAUCUGCAGUGUUUUUGUUGCCAAUGUAAUUUGGAAAACGAAAGUUCCAAAGUCGUCAAAAUCCCAGAGUCCACCGAGCAAAAUGAAGAACCUUGCACGAGCUAACUUCCUGGUGGAAGAUGACGACACAUCAGCUCUUGACACUGAUGAUGAUGUUUCCUUGAGCAAGUUUGGAGUGCACAACUACACAGACUCUUCAAAUGAGGCUAGCCCAUUGAACUGCAGUAAGAUCAGUGGAAGGAUGUUUACACCCCGCACUAGUGACUCAGCUUGGUCAAAACCCAAGCUGAAUUCAACCUUUUGUGUCAAUUCUAUGACAAGCAAAAGUCCCAGUUCUGUUUCAGAGACAGUUUUUGUGAAACCGUCAUUUAACAAAUAUCAAAAAUUUAUGAAAGAAGAUUCAGAUUCCGAGCUAGAUGACAGCAUCAGCACAUUGUGUAUAGGCAGCCCUCGGAAGGCUAAAAGUCAGACUAACUCAAUUUUUUCCUUGCGGAAGUUCACCGCCACUCCUAGUUUUGUGACUCCCGCAACUACUUUCAAUGGGCGGCCUCUGAUAUCUCCCAGCAAGCUCGGCCACGGCACGUCCUGGGUGGCCGGCGGGUACUGGGGCACGGAGGCGGAGAGGCAGAUAUUCGUGAACGGGAGUCGUUCCUCCAGCCAGAGCUCUGGCUUCGAGUCGCAAGCGUCUAGCGUGAAUCAGAGGAAUGUUUUUUCAUCAGAAUCGGAUUGCAUUGAAGCAGACAGAGCUGCCAUGUUGAUGGAUCGGUUCCAGGGCUGCAAUAUGUCCAACUAUCCUCAGCAGAUGCCCCAGAAUUUUAGCCGCGUGACUUCUCCGGUGUAUCCGUCCAUGCAGUACAACGGGCACGUGCACAUCCCGCAGGCGCGCAUGGCCGCCGCCCCCGCGCCCCCCGCCACCCCGGCGCACUUUACACCCGGCAACAUGUUCAUAGCCCCAGGCGGGUCCGGAAUCAUCAAACUACCUCAAAUGAGUUCUUACUCUUCGCGCUAAUACUCUUUCUUCAUAAAAUUUCUAGUUCAAAUCUUUUCAUAAUAUGUAUUUUUUUACUCAACUUUCGUCAUAAUUUUUUAUGUUUUGUAAAACUGCCAUUAAGUUAAGAAAUCUUGUUAAGUUAUUGCAUCUUAGUUGUUAAGUGGUUGUUAGUUCAUAGCGUUUAACUAAUCUUAGUAUUUAAGACAUGUUUGCUGAUCUCUUAUGUGCCAGAUGAUGGCUUGUGAAAACAUGAAGAAUUAUUAUAUUGUUAUAAAAUUUAUAUGGACGUCACUGUCCGUGUCAUGAAAUAAAAUGAUGUGAUAUUAAAAGACUCCUUAAUUUAGGUGAGAAAAUGAUUCUUGAUGUUAUCAAUUUACUUUGACUUUGUCAUCUUAAAUCGGAUACUUUUUGUAAAGCUCCUGCAAUAAAAAGUGUAAAAUGUA
This is a messenger RNA of Plutella xylostella (diamondback moth), 2583 nucleotides long. RefSeq lists its product as uncharacterized. Gene Ontology annotation, molecular function: lamin binding; actin filament binding. Gene Ontology annotation, cellular component: nuclear membrane. Gene Ontology annotation, biological process: nuclear migration along microtubule. Lineage: Eukaryota; Metazoa; Arthropoda; Insecta; Lepidoptera; Plutellidae. The record is from RefSeq and is a predicted model, not a curated record.